Arvicanthis niloticus (Nile rat) is the source of this 2111-nucleotide messenger RNA. RefSeq names its product proteasome subunit beta 11 (gene Psmb11). Lineage: Eukaryota; Metazoa; Chordata; Mammalia; Rodentia; Muridae. Gene Ontology annotation, molecular function: threonine-type endopeptidase activity. The record is from RefSeq and is a predicted model, not a curated record. Gene Ontology annotation, cellular component: cytoplasm; proteasome core complex.
CCUCAGCGAUGGCUCUUCAGGAUGUGUGCAAGUGGCAGGCCCCAGAUACUCACAAACCAUCUGUUUGCUUGCCUCAGGCUGGUGGCUGGGCUGUACCCCGGGGCUGUGACCCUCAAACCUUCCUGCAGAUCUAUGGCCCCAGGCUGGCUCAUGGCACCACCACCCUGGCUUUUCGCUUUCGUCAUGGUGUCAUUGCUGCAGCGGACACUCGUUCCUCCUGUGGCAGCUAUGUGGCAUGUCCAGCCUCACGGAAGGUCAUCCCUGUGCACCAGCAUCUCUUGGGUACCACCUCUGGAACUUCUGCUGACUGUGCCACAUGGUACCGGGUGCUACGGCGGGAGCUGCGGCUUCGGGAACUGAGGGAAGGCCAGCUGCCCAGUGUGGCAGGCACAGCCAAACUCUUGUCAGCUAUGAUGUCCCGCUAUCGAGGUCUGGAUCUAUGUGUGGCCACUGCCCUGUGUGGCUGGGACCACUCUGGCCCUGCUCUCUUCUAUGUCUACAGUGAUGGCACUUGUCUGCAGGGGGAUAUCUUUUCAGUGGGCUCUGGAUCUCCCUAUGCCUAUGGUGUGCUUGACCGUAGUUACCACUAUGACAUGACCAUCCAGGAAGCCUACACCCUGGCCCGCUGUGCUGUGGCCCAUGCCACCCACCGUGAUGCUUAUUCAGGGGGCUCAGUGGACCUUUUCCACGUUCGGGAGAGUGGAUGGGAGUAUGUAUCCCGCAGUGAUGCUUGCGUGCUGUAUAGGGAGUUGCAGAAAGCCCGGGGCUUGGAGCAGGAGCUAGAGGCAAAAGCUAGUGAAGUCCAUCCUGAGCCUGCCACUCUACAAGAUGCUCAAGAAAGUGGAGAACUCGUUGUGGAGCUAGAGGAGGUGACACCAGAAGACUGCAAGAUAACACUGAAGACUGAAACCAUGUGAGAAAGGACAGACCUUGGGGACCGCUGGGACAAGGGAGGGUAGGCCAGGGAACGAGGCUGCCUUGGCAGGGUUAGUUCUGGGAGCAGCCUCAUGGCAUCUGGCUCUGGCCCUUCUGGGUUGCUUGCUUUAUUUGUUUAAGUCCCCAUCCUCUCUGCCUCCCAGAACUACUGAUGUCUCUGUCCAAUGUGUGUUCUGAUGAUGCCCAAUGGAUGGUAUAGUCUCCUUCUGCCUCUAAAGUGACUCAACAAAUACUUGCUGCAUACCUACUGUGUGCCAACUGUCAGGCUAUGUACUGAACCCUCUUUUGUCAUUCCAUCCUGGUUGCUAUUCUCAUUUUGGUCCUUAUCUGGUUUGUUUUCUCUUUCAGCUGCUCACCUUCUCAGCUUGGUCAGGCUGGACAGCCAGGAGAGAGUACCCAGGGCCGAGUUUAGUAAUGGCAGUAAUGGGCUUGUCUCCUCUGGUGCUCCAUCCCCACCAUGACUGUAACGGCUCUAAUGAUUCCACCUCUACAGAGUGCAGUUCUCAUGACAGCUUUUGCAAGCAUGAUUGUUUAUUGAAGCUGGACCAAGUUUAGAGAGUUAUGGGAUUUACCCAGGUUACAGUAGGUGACAGUAUUGUGGGGCUUAGACACUCUCAAUCCUUCCUCUCUGCAUCUUUUCCUCCCAGCCCCCACUGUCUUGCCUUUUUUUUUUUUUUCCUGCCUUCCUUGCAGGCUUCUGGGGAAUGGGCCAAACCCCUGCCUGUUGGCUGGAGAUGAAUGAACUCCAAGGAACUCAUGGGCUUGGAGGAGUGAGCUCAGAGAAACUGUCCAUUUCCGGUGUCAUCUUGCUGUGUUGGCCAGGGCCUGAGCAUACGUGGCCCUGCUCUCUUCCCUGUAGACCUCUCCCUGUUUCUUUGGUCCAGCCUCUCCUGGUUGCUCCUGCUGGAGAAUGAAGACCAGAGGGAGGGUGCUGCCUCUGGUGCCAGCUAGCACAUCUGCCCUUCCUGGCCUGCUCUGACUUUCUAGGGAGCCUGGACUUGGAGAUACAGGUUUCACCCUCAGGAGCACCACUGACCCCUCCCCAGGUCUGGGCAGGAGGUGGGGUCUGGAGAAGGGGUGCUGAAUGAACUUUUCUCUCACCUGAAGCCUCCAGUCCUAAGACUGACAACUGCUUCUCCUUCCUUGACAGUGUGCACUUAGGCUUAAAAAUCCCU